GCAGCAAUAAAAGCAGCCCAACUGGGCAUGAAAACCGUCAGUAUUGAAAAGAACCCUACAUUAGGUGGAACUUGCCUUAAUGUAGGAUGCAUUCCAAGUAAGGCCCUUCUCAAUAAUUCUCACUAUUAUCAUAUGGCACAUUCGGGUGAAUUAGCAAAACGAGGAACAAUAGUUUCUGGUGUACAACUCGAUUUACCCACACUUAUGGGAACGAAACUUACAGCAGUUAAACAAUUGACUGGCGGCAUUGCACAAUUAUUUAAGAAGAAUAAGGUUGACUUAAUCCAUGGUCAUGGUACGAUUACCUCUCCUAAUGAAGUCACUGCUACCAAAAAUGAUGGUACCACAGAAGUAGUAAAAACAAAGAACAUUCUUAUUGCUACUGGAUCAGAAGUCACACCAUUCCCCGGAAUAACAAUUGAUGAAAAAUGUAUUGUAUCCAGUACCGGAGCACUGUCUUUGGAAGAAGUACCAAAAAGAAUGGUUGUAAUUGGUGCAGGAGUCAUUGGCUUGGAACUGGGAUCUGUUUGGAGUAGACUGGGUUCUCAAGUGACUGCUGUGGAGUUUAUGACUUCUAUUGGUGGAGCAGGAAUUGAUGGAGAAGUUGCCAAGACUUUCCAAAAGGUUUUAACUAAGCAAGGACUUAACUUCAAACUAGGAACUAAAGUUAUGAGUGCUAAAAAAGAAGGAAAUGUCAUCAAAGUAGAAGUUGAGGAUGUCAAAGAUAAUAGUAAAAAGGAAACAUUGGAAUGUGAAGUCUUAUUGGUAUCUGUUGGACGCAGGCCAUAUACUGAAAGACUGGGACUGGAAGAAAUAGGAAUUGUGAAAGAUGAUAAAGGACGCAUACCAGUUAAUGGAAAAUUCCAAACAGUUUGCCCAAGUGUAUUCGCAAUUGGUGACUGUAUUCACGGUCCCAUGUUAGCACACAAGGCAGAAGAUGAGGGCAUUGUUUGUGUUGAAGGAAUGAAUGGUUAUCCAGUACAUAUCGACUACAAUUGUGUUCCUAGUGUCAUUUAUACCCACCCUGAGGUCGGCUGGGUUGGCAAAAGUGAGGAGGAUCUUAAAAAGGAGGGCAUAGAUUAUAAAAUAGGCAAAUUCCCAUUCAUGGCUAACUCCAGAGCGAAAACAAAUAAUGAUGUUGAUGGAUUUGUUAAAGUACUAGCAGAAAAAUCUACAGAUAAAAUUCUUGGAACACACAUUAUUGGACCAUCUGCAGGUGAAUUGAUCAAUGAAGCUGUUCUAGCUAUGGAAUACGGAGCCUCUUGUGAAGACAUUGCUAGAGUGUGCCAUGCGCAUCCUACAUGUGCUGAAGCUCUUCGAGAAGCAAAUUUGGCUGGCUACUUUGGAAAACCGAUUAACUUCUAGUGAUGCUGUGAGGAUAUUUUGUAUAAAUAGUUUUAUAAUUUUAGUUCAGCUAUUAUUGAUGAGAAACAUUUAUAAAACUCAUUUGUAAAUAUUUAUAAUGAAAAACCUUGUAUGAUCAAUGAUUUCAUCAUGCUUUGCAAUGUGAUUGUUGAGCACAAGUUUUAUUUAUAUUGAUUAUAUUUUUAAGUAUUUCAAUUAAUAUUGUUUCAUUGAUGUCUGCAACCAAUAAUUCCAUGU
Molecule: messenger RNA, 1602 nt
Organism: Ctenocephalides felis (cat flea)
Lineage: Eukaryota; Metazoa; Arthropoda; Insecta; Siphonaptera; Pulicidae
Product: dihydrolipoyl dehydrogenase, mitochondrial
Exons: 11
Cellular component (GO): mitochondrion; oxoglutarate dehydrogenase complex
Molecular function (GO): flavin adenine dinucleotide binding; dihydrolipoyl dehydrogenase (NADH) activity
Source: RefSeq, a predicted model, not a curated record